AUGGCGAGUGCGAGAGUGAAACACCAGAUUAAAGGCAAGAGAGAGAGCACUAAUAUUAUCACACCAAAGCUUAGGACAAGGAACUGGAAGAUGAAGAUCAAGAAACAAAAGCCCAUAACCAAGACAGAAUGGCGGCAGUGUAGGCAAGCUGGCGGUACUGGAGCGGGAGACACCACGUUGCUUCUUAGAGUUCCAAGAAAUUAA
This is a messenger RNA of Prunus armeniaca (apricot), 204 nucleotides long. The record is from the annotation of a GenBank genome assembly. Lineage: Eukaryota; Viridiplantae; Streptophyta; Magnoliopsida; Rosales; Rosaceae.